Coprinopsis cinerea okayama7#130 is the source of this 165-nucleotide messenger RNA. RefSeq lists its product as hypothetical. NCBI's taxonomy places the organism in Eukaryota, Fungi, Basidiomycota, Agaricomycetes, Agaricales, Psathyrellaceae. The coding region runs from base 1 to 165 and encodes 54 amino acids. The transcript is spliced from 5 exons. The record is from RefSeq and is a predicted model, not a curated record.
AUGAGCGCGGGCUUUUCUUAUGAGCAGUUUGGCAAAGGAGCUUUGGCACGACCACACCGGUAUCGUGGGUUGCCAGGGCAGCCUACACCGCUAUUUGCAAAAGAGCACGCCGCCCCGAUGAUAGUUGACUUGAUUUUGGUUUCAUCUAUCGUUCCGUCGGCUUGA